AUGGACAACGACGCCUCCAUCUCCACCGACACUCCUAGUGGACCGACCUCAACACGCACACAGCUAAAAUGGACAAACGACAUGGAACAGACCUUCAUCGCCACCAUGAAAGCCGUGCGAGGUCCGCCCACCAAAACCGUCCCCUCUGGCUUCACCAAAGACGCCUAUAAACGCGUCGCUGAAAUAAUCAAAGACAAAUCCUCCCAACCUGAAUUAUGCGACCAUGUGCGUAUGAAGAACAAGUUGGGAGCUUUGAGAAACGAUUGGAGAACAUAUACAAAUCUCCUCAACCUGCAAUGGCCAAAGCUACCCAAUGGUCUACCUACCAAUACGGAUGAGGUGCUGGAAAACUAUUACAGGGACCAAGAUCCAAAUGCUAGAAAGUUUCGAGCCGCUCCUUUGAGACACUUUGAUGAGUUGACUGAGCUGUUUGAGUCUGAAAGGGAGGGAGAGCAGCGUCUGAAUUCGCCAGCUGUAACUCCAUCACUUGGAACAUCUGCAAGUCUUCGCCAAUCGCUGCCUCUGCCUCUGCCACACUCACCUUACCAAUCCGCGGCAUCGCAAGAACUUAUCAGUUCCCGAUUCCACACCCCUCAUGCCCAUCCCACUCCUCAGCGAUCCUUGAAGCGACCAGCCGAAUCAUCCAUCUCCAAUCAAGCCAAACGCGUCCUCAUGGGUUUCUCCUGUGGCUGCUGCAACCUCUCUCUUCAAAGCUACCUUUUCAUCACUGCCAACACGCCAAAGAGUCGCUGCUGUGAAACAUUUUGCAGAUCCAAAUAUCGCUGA
Aureobasidium namibiae CBS 147.97 is the source of this 786-nucleotide messenger RNA. RefSeq lists its product as uncharacterized. NCBI's taxonomy places the organism in Eukaryota, Fungi, Ascomycota, Dothideomycetes, Dothideales, Saccotheciaceae. Bases 1 to 786 code for a protein of 261 amino acids. The transcript has 2 exons. The record is from RefSeq and is a predicted model, not a curated record.